AUGGAGAUUGUGAUCAAGGUCAAGUACGGGGAUACCUUAAGGCGCUUCAAUGCAAGUGUUGUGGAUCAGGAACUUGCUCUUAACAUGGAUGGACUGAGAGAGAAGAUUCUUUCCCUCUUUAACUUUUCUCGUAAUAAAGAGCUUACGCUAACUUAUAUUGACGAAGAUGGUGAUGUGGUGACACUUGUGGAUGAUGAAGAUCUCCGUGAUGUGGUGAGGCAGGCCCUAAAUCCUUUGAGGAUUACUGUGAAAUUGAAUGCUGAAAAGAGCAGCAGACCUUAUACUCGGUCAAGUGGAAGUUCUACUCCCCUGACAUCUCCUGGUGUCCAGCCACCUUUCCAAAUGUUGAAGUCCAAUAUUUCUGAAAUUUUGAAAUCAGUACCAGAGCCUCUAGCUAAAGCACCAGGGAUAGCUGAGCUGGUCGAUAGCUUUUCAAAGACGGGAUUGUCAGCUUACCUUAGUAAACUCUCGGAGUCCCAAAUUUCUGGAAGCACCUCAGAUGCAACAAAGACUAAAGAUGCAGAUUGUUCAAAUGUUUCACCUGUCACAUCGAAGGACUUUCAAACCACAUCUGAAGAGCCAUCCUUGAGAAGCAACAAGGAUUUACCAAAACUUAAACCUGAGCACCAAAUACGUUCUGACAAAAUAAAACAUGAUAAGGUGAUACCAGAAAAAGAUUCUACAGAGUUAAAUAAGCCCAGUGUUCCUCGCCUAGGACCGAAGCCCCCCAACAUGGUUGGUUCCAUUAAAUAUCCUGAUUCUGAGAAGUGGUGCACUCCCAAUGAUGGGAUAAAAAAUGUGUUUCACAGUGGCAUUGGGAAGUCUCGUGAUUCGCAUCUUGAUCCUAGCUUCAUUGUUGAAUGUCCAUUUGCCGGGAUACCUCUGAGAAAUGACUUUGAUAUGCCACCUCCAUCUGGUUCUCAUGGAUGCCCGUUCAAAAGGAGCAAUAGUCAGAGUGACAGUAAUGCAAUCUUCCAUAGAGGUAUCUGUUGUGAUGGUUGUGGGGUUCAUCCAAUAGCCGGCAUUAGGUUCAAGUCGAAAGUUAAAGAGGACUACGAUCUGUGCAGCAUCUGCUUUGCAAAAAUGGGAAAUGACACUGACUACAUCAGCAUUGACCGUCCAGUGGCUUAUCGGCACUCCUCUUUCAAGGGGCCUCGUCACUUUCAUGAGCAUUCUCCAACAAUACCACCAGUCUUCAGGGGCUGCAAGGGCAGUGCACCUUUGAAGCUGGAUAGUCGCUUCAUUCAGGAUGUGAAUAUCCUGGAUGGUACUAUUGUGGCUCCUUUGACCCCAUUUACCAAGAUUUGGCGGAUGAGGAACAGUGGUACUCUUGUGUGGCCACAGAAAACAAAACUUGUAUGGAUUGGAGGGGACAAAUUAGGUGAUGUGUGUUCCGUUGAGGUUGAGAUUCCAGCAGCUGGUUUGGCUGUAGACCAGGAGCUUGAUGUGGCAGUGGACUUUGUUGCUCCAGAGCUUCCUGGCCGCUAUCUCUCAUAUUGGAGGAUGGCCUCACCCGCUGGCCAAAAGUUUGGGCAACGUGUUUGGGUUCUCAUCCAGGUGGAUACUUCUCCUACAGAGCCGUUACAUGAAAUUGUUCCCGGCUUGAACCUAAACCUGCCUCCCGUCAGCAAUGGCGCAACAGUCCCUGAAAUAAUAUAUGAGGACUCCAACCCCGUAGUGGACAAGCACCAUGAGCCUGACAACUCCGACAAGACAUCUGAGUCUGGGCAACAAGUACUCGAGGUGCAACCAAACACUGAGCAGGAUGUGAAAUUCCCUACUAAUAAUAGCUUGUUGGUUGGCGGCGGCGAGUCGAGCUCUGUUCCAUUUGCACCUCCUCCUUCUGGCUUAUAUCCUAUUAUCGAUCUUUCUGAAGUAGAACCAGCAUUGGCUCAUCCAACUCUCUUUGUGCCUUCCGCUGCAUCGACUGCUGUUAUAAAUGCUCAGGCGUCUGCUCAAGGAGUUAUGGAAAUGAAUGAAGUUGAGGGAAAACUCCUCAGGGAACUUGAGGAUAUGGGUUUCAAACAGGUUGAUCAGAACAAGGAGGUCUUGAGGACUAACGAGUAUGACUUGGAGCUAUCUGUGGAUGAACUUUGUGGAGUUUUUGAAUGGGAUCCUAUACUGGAGGAGCUGCAGGAGAUGGGUUUCCAGGAUACAGAAAUGAACAAGAAACUGCUGAAGAAGAACAAUGGAAGUAUCAAGCGUGUGGUCAUGGAUCUUAUUACUGGAGAGAGAUAG
Molecule: messenger RNA, 2238 nt
Organism: Fraxinus pennsylvanica
Lineage: Eukaryota; Viridiplantae; Streptophyta; Magnoliopsida; Lamiales; Oleaceae
Source: the annotation of a GenBank genome assembly